AUGUUGGACAUUAACCAAUUUAUCGAAGAAAAGGGAGGUAACCCAGAGCUAAUCAGACAAUCUCAAAAGGCUAGAAGUGCCAGUGUCGAAAUCGUUGAUGAAAUCAUCGCUGAUUACAAAGAUUGGGUCAAAACAAGAUUCGAAUUGGAUGAAUUAAACAAGAAAUUCAACAAGGUUCAAAAGGACAUCGGUUUGAAAUUCAAGAACAAAGAAGACGCUUCUGAAUUGUUAGCCGAAAAGGAAGAGUUGACCCAGCUCAAAAAGAAAUUAACUGAAAAGGAACAAGAAGAAGAUAAUGGCUUGAAGAAAAAGAUCUUCCAAGUCGGAAACAUCGUUCACCCAUCCGUUGUUAUUUCCAACGAUGAAGAAAACAAUGAAUUGGUUCGUACUUGGAAACCGGAAGAAUUAGAGACUGUCGGCCCAAUCGCUUCUGUAACUGGCAAGCCAGCCAGCUUGUCUCACCAUGAAAUCUUGUUGAGAUUGGACGGAUAUGAUCCAGAUCGUGGUGUGAAGAUCUCUGGUCACAGAGGUUACUUCUUGAGAAACUAUGGUGUUUUCUUAAACCAAGCUUUAAUCAACUAUGGUUUACAUUUCCUAGCUGCUAAGGGCUACAUCCCAUUACAAGCGCCAGUUAUGAUGAACAAAGAAGUUAUGGCCAAGACUGCCCAAUUAUCUCAAUUUGAUGAAGAAUUAUACAAAGUCAUUGACGGUGAUGAUGAAAAAUAUUUGAUCGCUACUUCUGAACAACCUAUUUCCGCUUACCACAGUGGUGAAUGGUUUGAAAAGCCACAAGAGCAAUUGCCAAUCCAUUACGCUGGUUACUCUUCUUGUUUCCGUAGAGAAGCUGGUUCCCAUGGUAAGGACGCUUGGGGUAUCUUCAGAGUUCAUGCUUUUGAAAAAAUUGAACAAUUUGUCAUAACCGAACCUGAAAAAUCUUGGGAAGAGUUUGAAAAGAUGAUCUCUUACUCUGAAGAAUUCUACAAGUCAUUAAAGUUGCCAUACCGUAUCGUUGGUAUUGUCUCUGGUGAAUUAAACAAUGCCGCAGCCAAGAAGUACGAUUUGGAAGCUUGGUUCCCAUACCAAAAGGAGUACAAAGAACUGGUCUCUUGUUCAAACUGUACUGACUACCAAUCCAGAAACUUGGAAAUCAGAUGUGGUAUAAAGAAAAUGGGUGACAGAGAAAAGAAAUACGUCCAUUGUUUGAACUCUACCUUGGCUGCUACCCAAAGAGCUUUGUGUUGUGUUCUAGAAAACUACCAAACUGAAGAUGGUUUAGUUGUUCCAGAAGUCUUGAGAAAGUACAUUCCAGGUGAACCAGAAUUCUUGCCAUUUAUCAACGAGCUCCCAAAGAACUCUACUUCUAGUAAAGACAAGAAAAAGAAAAAUUAG
This is a messenger RNA of Saccharomyces eubayanus, 1389 nucleotides long. RefSeq names its product serine--tRNA ligase SES1 (gene SES1). Gene Ontology annotation, biological process: seryl-tRNA aminoacylation. The transcript has a single exon. Gene Ontology annotation, cellular component: cytosol. NCBI's taxonomy places the organism in Eukaryota, Fungi, Ascomycota, Saccharomycetes, Saccharomycetales, Saccharomycetaceae. The record is from RefSeq and is a predicted model, not a curated record. Gene Ontology annotation, molecular function: ATP binding; serine-tRNA ligase activity; tRNA binding. Bases 1 to 1389 code for a protein of 462 amino acids.